AUGCGCAAACAGCAAGGCAUUUGGGGCCACGUAGGGCACCUCCAUAGCAGCAACCCUGAUUUGGCCAGGUGGAUCAAUAGACCCAAAAAGCCCACUGUGGUUGACUAUGCAAAUGCAGCAUGGUUUCUUGAAGGCAGCUGGAUUUCAAGAGCGUUUUUGCGCGAGCCGCCACCAUCAAAGCUGACUGGCGAAGAUCUACAUUUGAGCUACAUGGUGAGGAAAGUUCUAGGACUAGAAACUCGCGUGGUGGGCUGGCGUCGGGACAAGCAUCCCUUCAGCCGCUACCGCCUUCAGAUGACAGAUAAAACCACGUUGACACCACCAAUGUUUUCACUCAGAUCAUUCCUGUUGCGUGCAGAGAUGAGCCGUGGUCCUGCGGUGAGGCAUGAGCCGAUCCAAUGCUUGGCCUACGUGGACACUCCACUGCAAGCAAGGCACCUUUUGAAGCUUCGCCGCGAGGGCGUAGAGCUGUGCUCAUCGUGCUCGAGGGACUUGAAAGUGGCAUUGUUGCUAUCAGGUUUGCAGGACGACAUUGAGGUUCAGGAAAUAGAGGAGGUUGGCCGGAUCUUAUGCCACGAGUCCUUCGGUCCAUGCUUUGUACCGUAUGAGGUGUGCGGAGAGGUGUGUCAAAACAUGGGCUUUGCAAAGGUGACCUCCCUAAACAUGCGUGUUGGACCUAGUGGCACCCGGCCCUUUCUGGCAGCGGACCUUUUGGAGGCUGCUGGCAGCGUCCUGCUCGCUUUGCACGUGCGGCUCUUGGUGCUUCCGGCAGAAGAGUCCUGGAUGUCGCGAACUGUUUUGUUGGCUGCGCAGUUGUACCAAGACGAUGAAGGUGACGCCAGAACUCCAGCGCUGGAGAUCGCGACCCUCCCAAGCGAGGGGCAAAGUUGCGACAUUGCAGACUUGCCAAAAUGCCAAAGGAGGCCGGACCCAGUGCUGAAGGAACUUCAAGAAGGUUCCAUCGUCACAGAUGUUUUGGGCACAGUGGGCAGUGAUUGGGCCUCAAAGCCGCGCUUGGCCACCACAACUUUGGCCAAAGUGCCAUGGUGGAAAGCGAUCGCAGUGCUGGAGGGGAUGGUGACGUUGCAGAUGCGAAUCAACGAAUUCCACUGCAAUGUUGUUCUGAAGGCCAGCCCAUGGCGUCAACAAGGCGCCCAUUUGAUGAGCAUGGCCAAUGCGCAGUUGGAGCAGGACCAAGUGACACUUACUUCUGGCAUUGCAAAAGGGGAAGCUCCCUGGCCAGUGGCUGUCCGGCGCUUGCACGAGAUGAACAAUCACCAUAUCAGAUGCGAUGUCACCGGCUUUAGUGCUUUGCUGACUGCUUGUGACAAGCAGAGAUGGACAAAGGCAUUUGAAUUCCUACACCAUAUGGCAUUGCAGAAGUUGCUUCCAGAUGUGGUGACGAUCACUGCCGGCAUCGUCGCAGCUGGAAACCUUAUGUCCUGGCCAUUGUCGCUGAAACUGUGCCAAAUGAGACCCAAAGAGGUCCUUUUGAACGCAUUCGUUCUGACUUCCGUGCUCAAAGCCUGCGACCCUCCUGGACAAUGGGGCCUGGCCCUUUUGCAUUUGCAGCAUGCUUUCGCCCAACGAGCACCCCCAACAUCCGCAUGCAAUGCUGCGGCAGGGCUACUAAGCAGGGUGGGACUUUGGCACUGGGUGCUGACUGUGGCCUUGACAAGGCCCGACAAUUUGAGCUGGCCCAUCGCAGUGAACGCUUGUAGUGCGGCAAACCUAUGGCAAACCGCUUUGCAAUUAGCCUUCCAAUCUCACAACCACAUGGCGGCCUCAACAGCAUGCGAACGUGUGAGGAAGUGGCAGCUCGCCCUGGCACUUCUGGGCAAGCGACCGAUAAAGGGGAGCUCCCCAGAAGCCUUGGCAAGCCAAGCUUGGGCCUUAUCAAAAGACCCAGCGGCAGCAAGGCCAUCCAAAGCCGGGCUGGCCCAAGUGAACCAACAAGCAAGGGAGCUCGCCAUUCUGGCCACUCAAAAGCUUGACCAUUUUGAGGCACGCGAGCUGGCGAGUCUUUUGUGGUCAUUAGUAUCGAUUGCUUAUGUGGACAGGGCACUGCUUGACGGCGCAUCCACCCGCCUUUUGGAGGAUCGCCUUCAUCAGCUCUCAGUACGAGAGCUGGCCAGUUUGGCGAUGGCGUUGGCUAGCAGCAGCUUUGACCACAGCACAGGCGAGCUGUGCCUCGUUGCAUUUCAAGCGCUACAACGGGAGAUAGCAGCACGAGCUGGUCAAAUUUCUCUGCCAGCAGACUCCAUGAUGCUGCAGGACCUUGCUGACCGCCUUCUUGACAUUCUUUGGGCAUGCAAGUUUGCUGGCUACCUGAGCACAAACAUGCUGUCGGCUUGCAGGAGACUGUUGGACAAGAUUGCAUGUGCCCUUGGACAGCUUCAAGGACAACAGUUGCAAUGGGCCACACUAGCAGCUUCGCACCAAGAAGGUUGUGAUGAAAAUCCUGGAAAUCCUCAAAUCGUAGUCGAUUUUGGUGAUAGAAGUGUGGUGCACAAGCCACCAUCAUUUUGGCAGGUGGACGACGGGAAGGAUGAACCAGAGGACGAUGCCCUUCGGCUGUCGCAGUUCACCCAGGCUUUGAAUCCUCCCCGGCAGUGGCCACUCAUGGAGGAUACCCAACAUGGUCGAGGUUUUCUCCACCGUUUGGACAUUCCAACAUCUGGCUUAGUACUUCUAGCCAAGAACCACAAUGCCCUGUACGAUCUCAGGCUACAGUUGGCAAUUGGAGACCUGCAACGUGAGUACUGUGUCCUUGCUCAUGGGCGUUGGCCCGGGGAAGCCCGAAAAGAUCUGCGGAGCCGAGUGCAUUGGUUUGGCACAGGCCGCCAAGCAGGAAGCAUCAUUGCACCGGCAGGGCGGGUGGCACUCUCGAAGGCCAAGCUCUUGGCAAAUGGUCAUCAGCUGGCUGGUCAGGCAGUGAGCCUGUUGGCGAUUCAGAUUGUCACGGGCCGCCAACAUCAGAUUAGACUGCAAAUGGCACAUGUGGGGCAUCCGGCAGUCACUGACAAGAGAUACUUUUCGUCAGUCAACUGCAUGCUGGACAUGCGAUGGUGCCGGAGAAACUUUUUGCAUCGCUAUCGCUUGGCCUUCUUUGGUGCGAGAGCCCGUGAAGUGGAGGUCAUUCAGCCACUUCCAUCAGAUCUUCAAUCGUCGUUGUUACGCAUUAGCGCAGCGGCAUCCUCUAUCGAUACAUUCAGGUUUUGGAGUAGUGGCUCACGGCCAAAGCGCUGGGAAAGGCUUCAUCCUCUCGAGCCGCUGAAAAGCACAAAUGAAAGCGAUUGA
This is a messenger RNA of Durusdinium trenchii, 3300 nucleotides long. Lineage: Eukaryota; Dinophyceae; Suessiales; Symbiodiniaceae. The record is from the annotation of a GenBank genome assembly.